This is a messenger RNA of Oryzias melastigma (Indian medaka), 1583 nucleotides long. RefSeq names its product enoyl CoA hydratase 1, peroxisomal (gene ech1). The record is from RefSeq and is a predicted model, not a curated record. Lineage: Eukaryota; Metazoa; Chordata; Actinopteri; Beloniformes; Adrianichthyidae. The coding region runs from base 282 to 1205 and encodes 307 amino acids. Gene Ontology annotation, molecular function: delta(3,5)-delta(2,4)-dienoyl-CoA isomerase activity. Gene Ontology annotation, cellular component: mitochondrion. The transcript has 11 exons.
UUCCUGCCGGUAGGCGGCAGCGCGCCGUUGCAGGCCGAAACCUGAGUCAUCAAAGAAGAAGUUGAUUCCGUUUUGACAAAUGAUUCACCUGGAUUCUGGAUUUUAAGCAAAAUUGCUGGAAUAUAAAACUGCUGGACCACAAAUCUUAAAUAUUUCAGGUGAAGAGGACUAACUACCCCUACAGAGGACUUUCUACCCUCUCCAGAGGACUAACUACCCACCCCGGAGAGAGCAGGGCGUGUUUGGUUGUUCUGCAGGAACUGAUCUUUGGUCAGAGGUCCAUGCUGUCGGUCGGAUUCGCCCUGAAAACUGGGCGGUUGUGGCGGCCCACUCAGGUUGCGAUCAGAACCAUGGCGUCUGCAGGUGGAGCCACGCCCCCCUUCACCACCCUGGCUGUCAGCCGGCCCACAGAGUUCGUCACACACGUGGAGCUACACCGACCAGAGAAACGCAACGCCAUGAACAAAGCCUUCUGGAGGGAGAUGGUGGAGUGCUUUAAUGAGAUCGCAGACGACCCGGUCUGCAGGGUGGUGGUGUUCUCUGGAUCUGGAAAGCUCUUCACUGCAGGCCUGGACCUGAUGGACAUGGCGAGCGACAUGCUCCACCCAGAAGGAGACGACACCGCCAGAGUCUCCUGGAACGUCAGGAAGUUGAUCACCAAGUACCAAGAGACGUUCUCCGUCAUCGAGAAGUGUCCAAAGCCUGUGGUGGCGGCCGUCCACGGCGGCUGCAUCGGUGGAGGAGUCGACCUGAUCACCGCCUGUGACAUCCGCCUGUGCACCCAGGACGCCUUCUUCCAGGUCAAGGAAGUCGACAUCGGGCUGGCGGCGGACGUCGGGACUCUGCAGAGACUUCCUAAAGUCAUCGGCAGCAGCAGCCUGGUGAACGAGCUCGCUCUGACCGCCAGGAGGAUGUACGCCGACGAGGCUAAAAGCUGCGGUCUGGUCAGCCGAGUGUUCGUGGAUAAGGACGCCAUGAUGGCCGGAGCUCUGGAGAUGGCCGGCGAGAUCGCAGCUCGCAGUCCGGUGGCCGUGCAGGGAACCAAACUCAAUCUCAUCUACGCCAGAGACCACAGCGUGGAGGAGGGGCUCGGCUACAUGGCCACGUGGAACAUGAGCAUGCUGCAGACCGCAGACGUGAUGAAGUCGGCUCAGGCCUCCAUGGAGAAGAAAAGCCCCAAAGACGUGGUUUUCUCCAAACUCUGAACUAAAAUAAUAACUUUGGUUUAAAUCAUAUUAACACAAUUUUUACCAUAAAGUAACUUUUCAAUCAUUAACACGAUUAUUCCAGUAGAUUUUGAAGGAGAACAGCAGCGUGCACGCCGCUUUUCUCCUUCAAAAUCUACUGGAAUAAUCGCGUUAACGGUUCAAACUAAAUCAAAGGGUUAACCAGAUUCAUCCAUAUGAAUCUUAAAAAUUCAACCAUUUUUAAUAAUUUAAAAGCUUUAAUAAACUUAAUUUACAGAGUCAUAAGUUAAGGUCCAGCUGUCAUCAUCUCUGCUUGGCGCGAAGCUUCUGUAAGGUUUUCUGUGAAGACAAACAUUAAAGUUGAAUAAAUUCUGCUCCGGUCCGGUCCAGAUUUCA